GUUCGGUCACGUCACGCGGGGCGCGCAGGGACGACCGUCGGAGACCGCCAUCUCGAUGCUGACUCGAGUCUACCUAGCCUCGCCGUCUGGCCACCGCUCACCCGACAAGUCGCGCGGGACUCGAACGCAGACUCGGAAGCCCGCGGCGAUGACGUCGCGCCUUGACAGCUGGCGUGCCGGCAGCCUUCGCGCCCUUCUCUCCUCCUGCGAUCGCUGGCACACCCAACCGCGUACCCGCUGACAGCUCGUCGGAGCCGGCGCGACAGCGAGCACAUCCCACCAAGCAGCCACCCUCCCGUCCCCGCGUCCUCGCGUCCUCUCUACGCCGUCGCAAUCGUGUCGUCAUCCGCGGUUGCCGCGUCGACGUCCCCAGUAGUUGCGGGAAGAGUGAAUGCCAAGCAGCGAGUCGAUGCGGGCAGCGAGCGCGACACGUCGACAGGGGCUACACGCGAGCGGACGACUCUCCUCUCCCAACGCCCAUGACCAGCAGGAACCGCGAGCCUCGCUCACGCGCCGCAUCUCUCGUUCGCGCCGCGCGUUCCGUCACCAGCUCUCGUUCCCGCUCUCGUGCAUCUACUCCAGGCUCUCUUGACCUCACUGAUAGUACGUCCGCGGCUGGAUUUACGUCUGGAGACAGGAAGCGCAAGCACAGAUCAGUCAGCCUGCCAAGGCAGCCCAAAAGAUCGCGGAGGAUUGCUGCUAUACACGCUCCGCACGACGGAUCAGAAAUCGGUACAUUCUCGGCGGGAAACACGCAGGCUCUAUCUGGCGAGGGCCCCGGGGAAGUUGGCUUUGACCUGACAGUCGCGGACGUACUGGAGCAGCCGGAGCAGUACGCCGACGUCGAGACUUUGCCCGACAUUGGGCUGGGGGUCGUUGACAGGCCCCCCUCUCCUUCUGCCAACGCGAAGGGGAAACAGCGCGCCGCUACGCGCUCACCUACACCCGAGCCCAAAGCGGAGCCCGCUUUGCCCGCGCCACCGCCCAAGCAGACGCCCCUCGCCGAGUACACUUGCCCAAUAUGCUUCUUCGCGCCGACCAAUGCGACACUGACUCCCUGCGGCCAUAUCUGCUGUGGGAGCUGUCUGUUUACGGCCGUCAAGACCGCGAUGUUGCGUGCGGCGCAUACGCCGGAAGGAUUGGAGGCAAAGUGCCCCGUCUGCCGUGCCACAAUCCCAGGCUGGGAUGGUCGUGGUGGAGGCGUGAUCGGUCUCAAGUUACGUUCGAAGUCCAGCUUGCCGAGAUGGAUGCCCAUGUUCGCGCAUACCCUUCCCCACAUCUCCUCUGACAUUCCGGGCUCUAUGCGCUCUAUCCCUCCCUUAAGAAAGACGCUCGUCAGGAAGGCCGCCACUGGCUUCACCUGCGCGUACGACAAUACCGAGCACAUGAAUUCCAACACGAUCGGCCUGUUUUCGACGCGCUCGUCCUCUCGCAGCUCCACCGGAUCGGUGCCGCGCGAGCGGGAUGAGCGUGCGCAAGGUCACUCGCGGGGUAUACGGGGCAAGCGCAUCGUGUAUGCUCCACGGCGCAUCCGGCAUUAUCUCCAGCUCCUCCAGCUCCGGCCACGCCUUGCACAUCAGCUCGACCGCGCCGUCGAUGUCCGCGUCGCCGCUCUGCCACCCGAUGGCGGCGCUGGUGAUGUGCGGGAGCGCGAGGAGGGGGAGUGCGCCAGCCAAGCCGGGGACGACGUUGACCUGCCCGCACCGCGACUUUUCUCGGAAUCCCUAGCCAUCGCCUUCACUCGAAAGCCUGAAAAGCCCCUAAUCAAGUCCCGCUCUACCGAAAUCGCGAGCUUGCCACUCACCCUCCCUGCUGGUCCCCCUGCUCAAGAAGAACUGACAAAACGUCAGGUCGCUGCACAUCAAGACGACCACGGGCAAGCCCGUCCGCUUGUUCUAAGCGUUAGCCGUCGCGUCGUCGAGUGCGAGUCAAAGCGACUCGAAAACCCACCCCAAGUCUCGAGAGAAGGGCGCGUGACAUCCACCUCGCCUUCUGCUCAUUACGAGCCCCCUUCUGCUAUCCCUUCCCUCGCUCGUGAAGACCGAAGACGAAGGCGGCUAGCGCGUCAACGCAGUCGUUCCAUCGCACCAGAACUGCAGAAACGUCAGCGCGUGAAUGAGAACGCACGCCCCAAGCGCACCAAUUCCCAUCUCAGUGCCCCUCCCUCGCCGUCGCGCACCAUCUCACGGUUUCCCAGGCUUGAGAAUCGCGUUGAAGGUGGCGCGCGUCGUGGAUAGAAGGGGUAACGGAGGGAUAUCGGAGGGGAGGGUGUAG
Molecule: messenger RNA, 2274 nt
Organism: Schizophyllum commune H4-8
Lineage: Eukaryota; Fungi; Basidiomycota; Agaricomycetes; Agaricales; Schizophyllaceae
Exons: 8
Coding region: 480-2237 (585 amino acids)
Molecular function (GO): metal ion binding
Source: RefSeq, a predicted model, not a curated record